CACCACAGUCCUCCCUCCCUCACACAGCCAACAUGAAGCUCAUUAUCCUAGCCUCCCUCGCCGUCAUCGCCCUUGCGGCUCCCCAGGCCCCCAAGAUCAUCGAGACCAUAACAGAUAAUCGCGAGGAUGAUGGUGCAGGCAACUACUUCUAUGAAUUCGAGACUGAGAACGGUAUCAGGCAGAGCGUACGUGGAACCCCUGGUGCCGCAGGUGCUGUGAUCAAGACAGGUUCCUUCAGCUUCCCCCUGGACGAUGGCACACUCGCUGAAUUUAUCUUCGAGGCUGACGAAAAUGGCUACAGGGUCGAUUCUCCCCUCAUCCCAGUGGCUCCUCCCAACCCAUCCCACGUUGAGGAGCUCCUGCAGAUCGUGGCCCAACUCAAAGCUCAGGGCGCCCAGUGGAACGACCAAGGAGAAAGGAUUGAUUAAACCAUUCUAAAGAUGUACGACACACACACACCUGGGUUGAUCACGACCCUUCCCUACGACUACCGCUGAGCACCUGUCCUUGGAUGGUCUGUGUAUUACACUUGCGUCUCGGUGAUGUCACUUCCUAAAGUCAUCGAGAACACUAGAAAUCUACGUGUAAAAUUACCCCAAACCAGAUAGAUUAUUUUCCCUAAAUAGUUUAUCUUUUUUGCUUUACGAGUUCAAAUGACUGGAAGUCCACUGGUCAGCACCUCUAAUAUUUCGUUCUUAAACGUGUCCGAAUUAUCGCAAUCACAAUAUAGGCCUUCACUCUCACAUGUCCAACCAAACGACACCCAUACACUUAAGGUAUACUGUACACCUCACAGUACACCCCAACACUCCCUCGCUUAGGAAAGGAGAUGUAUACCACAGUGGUAAAGUACAGCAAGCAAGGAAUCUUUUCCCAGCUGUCUUCCACUACCACACGACACACCUAUCCUCGAGAACACCUGCCAAGAACACUAUCCCACCCUACCCACAUGGACAUCCUUCAGGACACGACCCCCAGCUUACCCACACGGACACUCUCCUAGGACAUAUUCCCCUCAUAAUCUUUUCGGACAUCUCUAGGACACUCAAUAUUUUUUUGUAAAUAGUUAAGGACUACUGCUUAGGGGCCAUCGACCAGCAUCCAGAUCACUGGACACAAUCCACCGCUUGUGGUCUACUUGUUAAUAAACUCCAUGCAACCAGA
This is a messenger RNA of Homarus americanus (American lobster), 1164 nucleotides long. Its product is annotated as cuticle protein AMP5. The coding region runs from base 33 to 428 and encodes 131 amino acids. The record is from RefSeq and is a predicted model, not a curated record. NCBI's taxonomy places the organism in Eukaryota, Metazoa, Arthropoda, Malacostraca, Decapoda, Nephropidae. The transcript has 3 exons.